CCUCUGCGGAAGACAAACAGAAGGUGUCUGUGUUUGCAUAUAGAUGCCAGUGUAGAAUAUCCGGGAGUGCAUGUGCAAAGGUGACGUUGAGUCAGGUGCGCACCCGAAUAUGAACUGCGAGGAUGUCUGUCUCUGCCAAGAUAUUCCAGCCCUUUAACCUCUGAGAGAUCCAUGUUUCUUGUGAGGUCUAUUCCUUCCUGACAAGUGCCCCUCUAAGCUCUACGGUCCAAGGGCAUACCCACCAUGCCUAGACUUCAACCUUUUAAGGAUUCUUCAUUUAGGAAAUCGCAUUAAUUCAAGAAGGAUGUUUGAUUUUCCUAUAACAGACACCGAUCUCCUGUCAGUUCCUGAUCCAGAAGACGAUGAAAUGUUAGAUAUAGGACCAUCUACAGAACAGUCAGAGGCAGAAAGGGAAGGCCUAAAGCUGCGGGAGGAUGUGAAGUUUUACUUUAUGAGUCCCUGUGACAAGUACAGAGCACGACGCCAGAUUCCAUGGAAACUUGUCCUCCAGGUCCUGAAGAUUGUCAUGGUGACCACACAGCUUAUCCUCUUUGGGUUGAGCAAUCAACUGGUUGUGUCCUUCAAGGAAGAGAACACGAUGGCUUUCAAGCACCUGUUUCUAAAGGGCUAUACUGGCGUUGAUGAGGAUGACUACAGCCGCACAGUUUACACGCAGAUAGACCUUUAUGACAGCAUUUUCUAUGUGAUUGACCAGUACCGCCGGAUCGGAAACCUUUCGCUUGGUACGGUCAGCUAUGAAAAUGAUGAAAAAAGAAAAGGGCUGAAGAUCUGUAAACAGCAUUACCAUAGGGGGUCCACACAUCCGUUCAAUGAUACUUUCAGUAUAGACCCUACAGUGGAAACAGAGUGUUUACAUAUGGAGCAGGAGCUUUUAGCCAGUGACCUACCUCGUGACGCCAUCAUAAAUUCCACUUUCUUUAAUCUAGAGUUUUACAGGCUUCUCAAAGUUGAAAUCUCCUUUAGGCUGAAAGGAAUUGAUCUGCAAACCAUCCGAGUCCGAGAACUGCCCGACUGCUACCUGUUCCACAAUAAGAUAACCUUCAAUAACCAGGCCCAUAGUGGCAAAGUCAAGAUUUACUUUGAUAGCGACGCUACCAUUCAAGACUGUAAAGACUGGCACAUAUCUGGCUCCAUUCAGAAGAACAAUCAUUACAUCCUGGUUUUCGAUGGGUUUGUCAUCCUGGCGUGUCUGACCUCUCUCAUUCUCUGUACUCGAUCCAUCAUUCUGGCUGUAAGGCUGCAAAAGAGGUUUGUGCGUUUUUUCUCGAGUAAAUACAAUCGUCGCGUGUGCUCGGCUGAUCGAUGGGAGUUCAUAAAUGGCUGGUACGUUAUGGUCAUCAUUAGUGAUUUGAUGACCAUCAUCGGAUCUGUGAUGAAGAUGGAGAUUAAAGCCAAGAACCUGACCUCGUAUGAUGUGUGCAGUCUUCUUCUCGGGACAUCCACCUUACUGGUUUGGGUUGGCGUCAUUCGAUACUUGGGUUACUUCCAAAAGUAUAACGUGCUGAUAUUGACCAUGCAGGCAUCAUUUCCCAAAGUGUUAAGAUUUUGCUGCUGCGCAGGAAUGAUUUACCUCGGAUAUACUUUCUGUGGUUGGAUAGUGCUUGGUCCUUACCAUGAAAAGUUCGAGGAUCUGAACACCGUGGCUGAAUGUCUCUUUUCCUUGGUCAACGGAGAUGACAUGUUUGCCACUUUUGCGCAAAUCCAACAGAAGAGCACCCUGGUGUGGCUGUUCAGCAGACUGUACCUAUAUUCCUUCAUGAGUCUGUUUAUCUACAUGAUUCUAAGCCUGUUUAUUGCACUUAUAACGGACUCCUAUGAAACCAUUAAGAACUACCAGCAAAAUGGUUUCCCGGCAACAGACCUUAAUGAAUUUUUAAAUGGUGGCGAUGUCCUGUUUGAAAUGCAGACCUGUGAAAAAAGACCUGCGAAGUGCGUUCCUAUGAUCUGCUGCUGUCUGAGAAGACAAGAAGACGACGACUCCGUCCUUAUAAACUGACACAGGAUUGUUGGGGGUUUCUUUAUUAUCACACAUGGUGGACACUUCUUGAAUACGUCUCGUACCUUGGAACUAUUUCCUAUUUGAUGGAUGGCUUCCCCUUGGAUCGGUGGUUUUCCCAGUUGCUGGUGCUAACCAUUAAUAGGUGGGUGUCAUAAAGGUCUUCAACGGAUUCUGCCAAAUUCCCCAGUAAUGCAGUGUUUGUGGUUUCAUUGCAUCGUCCUCCUUGUCAGCCGGCUGCACCCAGUAUUGAAUCUUACAUCUCCAGAGAAACCUUUUAUUUUUAUGCACUGAAUAAUUUAUAAAAGUGGUUUAUUUUCAUAAAUGUGAUUACUUACAUGGGAUUGUACAAGUAUAAUAAAAAUGCUUUAUA
Messenger RNA from Hyla sarda, 2390 nucleotides. RefSeq names its product mucolipin TRP cation channel 2 (gene MCOLN2). The record is from RefSeq and is a predicted model, not a curated record. NCBI's taxonomy places the organism in Eukaryota, Metazoa, Chordata, Amphibia, Anura, Hylidae. Bases 305 to 2017 code for a protein of 570 amino acids. The transcript is spliced from 14 exons. Gene Ontology annotation, molecular function: NAADP-sensitive calcium-release channel activity. Gene Ontology annotation, cellular component: lysosomal membrane; plasma membrane.